AAUAUAUAUAAUUACAACAACUUUAUAGGAAAAAGAAACCAAUCUCUGUAUCUUCAAAGUUAGACAGAGGUAGGCCAGCCAGAAAGAAAACCAGUCACAGAGCUGAGAUCCCCCUUCAAGAAAACUCAGAAAUUGAACCCAUUAAAAUUCCCUCAUUUCUAAUCAAAACCCAACUCGCCAAAUCACUCAAGAAACCAGCAAUGAUUUGAUCGAAGCCACCUGCAAAUGGGUUUUAUCGCAAAACCCUUUUGCCUUCUCUCCUUCACUCUGUUCCUCUUAGCAGGUUUUGAGUUCCUCCCAUCUGUCAAAACCGCUUCAGAUAUCACUACUUUUGUUUACAAGGGUUGUUCAAGUCAGUCAUUCUCCGACCCCAGUUAUUCCCAAUCCCUCUCUGCGCUUUUCUCUUCUCUCACAGCUCAAGCCUCCCAAGAGGCCUUCUUCAAAACAAGCACAGGUGGAAGCCUACUCACCAUUUAUGGUCUCUUUCAAUGCAGAGGAGAUCUCAGUAACAAUGAUUGUUACAACUGCGUGAGCAAGCUCCCUGCAAUGGCGAAUCGCCUUUGCGGAAAUUCCGUGGCCGCACGGAUUCAACUCUACGGUUGUUACAUGCUCUAUGAGGUUUCUGGGUUUCCCGAUAUUUCUGGUUUGCAGUUGCUCUACAAGACAUGUAGUUCUUCACAGGCUUCAGGGAGCGGCUUUGUGCAGUUGAGAGACACGGCAUUUUCAGUUCUUGAAAGUGGUGUGGCGAGCAAUAAUGGAUUCUACACUACGAGUUAUCAAUCCGUGUAUGUGUUGGCUCAGUGUGAAGGGGAUUUGGGGUCUGCAGAUUGUGGGAAAUGCGUGCAAGCUGCUGUGCAGAAUGCUCAAGCUGAAUGUGGAAGCUCCACCUCUGGUCAAGUUUAUCUUCAGAUGUGCUUUAUAAGCUAUAGUUACCGACCAAAUGGGGGCUCAAGGAAAUCUUCUUCAGGUAUAGGGCAAAAUACAGGGAAGACUAUAGCAAUUGUUGUGGGAGGGGCAGCAGCCUUGGGAUUUCUAGUCAUAUGCUUGAUGUUCAUUAGAUCUUUGAAGAAGAAACAUGAUGAUUAUUGAGAGGAAUUGAUGGAUUUUGGAGAUGGUCUAAUUGUUUUACUUGGAGAAAAUUAGUUUUUGUUUGAGUGAACGAAAAUUGUGGUGAGAAAGAGGAGAGAAGAGAUGGGCAAAACAUAAAACAUAGUAGGUUUUCUUUUUGUUGUAAAGUUGGGGAUGAAAUUGUUGGGAAGAGAAGCAUUUGGGACUAGGGUUAAGCUGGUUGUGAAAAGAUGAUAGAUUUUUGUCUUCUUCAAUGGGGGAGGAUGGGAAGAAGAGAGACGGUUUUUGGCUGUUUUUUUCAUUGCCAUGUGGCUCUCUGUCUUUUCUGUCUUUUCCCUGUUACCUCUUCUGAAAAAUGCUUCUUCUUUCCUUUGGAGCUUCCUUCUGAUUCUUAGCAGCUGUGGUUCUCUCUCUCUCUCUCAAUAUUAUUAAUAUUCAUUCUUCUUUA
This is a messenger RNA of Macadamia integrifolia, 1516 nucleotides long. RefSeq names its product plasmodesmata-located protein 2-like. Gene Ontology annotation, cellular component: plasmodesma. Bases 226 to 1089 code for a protein of 287 amino acids. Lineage: Eukaryota; Viridiplantae; Streptophyta; Magnoliopsida; Proteales; Proteaceae. The record is from RefSeq and is a predicted model, not a curated record. The transcript is spliced from 3 exons. Gene Ontology annotation, biological process: plasmodesmata-mediated intercellular transport; transport of virus in multicellular host.